Messenger RNA from Sarcophilus harrisii (Tasmanian devil), 3492 nucleotides. RefSeq names its product GTPase IMAP family member 8-like. Gene Ontology annotation, molecular function: GTP binding. Gene Ontology annotation, cellular component: cytosol. NCBI's taxonomy places the organism in Eukaryota, Metazoa, Chordata, Mammalia, Dasyuromorphia, Dasyuridae. The record is from RefSeq and is a predicted model, not a curated record. Bases 200 to 2689 code for a protein of 829 amino acids. The transcript is spliced from 6 exons.
CACAGAGUAGUUUUUCUUUCAUUUUGUCUCAAACAGACAGAGUAUUUAGUACCAAUCCCUGAAAGAGGAGAAAGAAGGAUUUAGGAAAGAAGUAGAGAACAUCUGGUUUUUCUCCUAAUUUCUUCUUCACCAAAAGCUUCUUCCUUCCGACAGAACAUACAGAUAGAUACUGCAUUAGAAGGAAACUGUGUGCCUCACUAUGCUUCAGCAAGUUACAGACAUGGAUCCUCAAGAAAGACUUCCUGAUGAACAACUAGAACCAACUAACAAGAGCCAGAAGCUGCAGAUGGAACCAGAACUGGCCUCUGGAUCCUCAGAAUUAAGGAUUCUCCUUCUGGGAAAACAUGGUUCAGGGAAGAGUGCGACAGGAAAUAGCCUUCUGGGGAAGCAAGUAUUUGUGUUCAAAUAUAGUGAAGAACCUGUGACCAUAACUUGUAAGAAAGAAAGUGGAAUUGUGGGGAAAAGGAAAGUUGUGGUCAUUGAUACCCCUGACUUAUUCUCCUCAAGGAUCUCUGUUAAAGAUAGAGAACGAGAGAUUAGCCAUUGCAUGACCCUUUGUUUCCCUGGCCCCCAUAUCCUGCUCUUGGUGACUCCUCUUGGCUAUCACACAGUGGAAGAUAAGGAGAUAGUGAAGGGUAUUCAGGAGAUAUUUGGAGCUGAAGCCACAAGGCACAUGUUACUUCUCUUCACAAGGAAAGAAGAACUGGGAGAAGAGUCACUUCCAGAGUAUAUUAAAGAAACUGAUAAUGAAUACCUCAAGGAACUGAUUCAUAACUGUGGGAAUCGGUACUGUGCUUUCAACAACAAAAUCAGUGGAGAAGAACAGGAUAUUCAGAUUAGGAAUCUCCUUGAACAGAUGGAUUGGUUAAUGCAGAAGAAUGAUGGAUCUUAUGCCCGCUUCAAUGCAAAUAUAGGAAAGAAAGAAAAUACUAUAAAUUCCAAAGCAGAUAUGUUGCCAAAACCAUCAAGUGCCCAAGAAUCCCAGGGAUUGGUGAAUAUAGUCAAGACCUAUCAAAAGGAAGCUAAUGUGUCUGGGUCUGGACACAUGACAGAGCCCAAGCAAUACAAUGAGAUACAAGAAUUGAGAAUUCUUCUUGUAGGAAAACAUGGCUCAGGGAAAAGUGCUGCAGGAAACAGCAUCCUGGGCAAGUGUAUGUUUGAGUCCAGACUCAGUGAACAACCCAUGACCCAAGCGUGCAAGGCAGAGCAGCGGAUCUGGAAACAACGAAAAGUUGUGCUCAUUGACACUCCAGAUAUUUUUUCCCAAACAGAUCCCCAGAAAGAGCUCCACCAUCUCUCCUCUCUAUGCUCCCCAGGUGUGCAUGCUCUCCUCCUGGUGAUCUCACUGGGCUCUUACACAGAGGAAGAUGAAAGAGUGGUGGGGAACAUCAAGAAAGUCUUUGGAGAAGAGGCUCUUAGGAGACAUGUAAUCCUUCUGUUUACCCGGAAAGAAGACUUGGCAGGCAAGGACUUGAUGGAAUUCAUAUCAAACACAAAUAAGUCUCUUCAGAAUCUCAUUAGGAACUAUGGGUUUCAGUACCAUGCUUUCAAUUACCGAGUCACAGGACAGGAGGAACGACUCCAAGUGAAUGAGCUUCUGGAGAAGAUUGACAAAAUGGUGUAUGACAAUGGAGGCCGGUUUUGUAUCUUUAUGAAACCUGCUGUUAGAUCUGAUCCAAUGAUGCCAAAAGAGCUGAGACUCCUCCUGGUAGGGAAGACAGGAAGUGGGAAGAGUGCCACUGGAAAUAGCAUCCUUGGCAAGAAAGUCUUUGAGUCAAAGCUCAGUUCUGGGCCAGUGACUAAGAGCUGCCAAAGAGAGAGCAGAGAAUGGGAUGGAAGGACACUUGUUGUCAUCGACACCCCAGAUAUCUUUUCCUCCAGACCCCAAACAAAUAAAGAUCUGGAGAUCUGUCGCAGUAUGGUGCUCUCAUCGCCAGGGCCUCAUGCCCUGCUUCUGGUGAUCCAGGUGGGCCGGUACACCAGUGAGGACAAGGAGACCCUCAGGCGCAUCCAGGAAAUAUUUGGAGCUGGAAUCCUCUCUCACACCAUCCUUGCCUUCACCAGGAAAGAAGAUUUAGGUCUGGAAACCCUGACAAAAUAUUUAAAUGAAACAGACAACAAAAACUUAUUCUGCCUGGGUAGGAUUUGUAAAGGAUUUCACUGUGGUUUCAACAAUAAAGUUGAAGGGGAGGAACAGGAAGCCCAACUAAAGGAACUGAUGGGGAUGGUAGAAGGAGUUCUUAGGAAAAAUGACUGGUGCUGCUACUCAAAUGUGAUGUAUACCUACAUCCAGGAAAAUAUUAAGCAGGUAAAAGAGGAGCUGGGAGAAGAGCCAACAGGCCAGGGACAGAAUUCUAAGGGAACUUUCUGUAAGGAGAAUAUGGCAUCAGAGGAGUCAAAUCAGACACACUCUGCCCUAGAAAAUCUGAAGAACAUUCGAAGGAAAUAUGAGCAGCAUCAAAAAUCAGUACUGGACAAAGAGUCUCAGACCUCUUGGGUGGACAUCAACUCAGUGUGGGAACAUUUCUCUAACAGGAGCCCCAGAAUGCCUUUUUAUAAUCCAAAAACCAUUUCCAGUUGGCUGAAUCCAAGCAUUGUGAUAGAGAGGAAAGAACCGAGAGCCAGGAAUCUGUGUAGAAAAGAGGUCAGGGAGGAGUCACUAGCCAGAGGAUCACUUGAUGGCAAGUAGUCUGGAUUAAAUAACACCAUCCCAUGAUAUGUGUCGCUAGUUAUACUUUUCAAUGAAUUUUUCUAUUCCUAAUCUUAUCUUCUUCUUCCUACAACUCUGUUGGUGAAGUUGGAUGAAAGGAUUCAUAGGUAGAAAGGGAUGUUAAAAAAAUUUAAUCCAAUCCCUUCAUUUUUCAGAGUAGAAUCUAAAAGACCCAACUGCCCAUUGUACCUCUGCCAAAGACUAAUUCUAUGGCCUGAACAAAUAAGUCAAUCUGGUGUGACUAUCUUCUUUGACAAGUGAGAAAACAAAUCUGGUCCCUUCCUGCUGUAGUCUCCCAUGGUGUCAAGCCAUUGGAAAUAUUCUGCAGGAGGCUCUGACUCCUUUCCCUCCUCCCCCACUCAUUGCUCUAUUCUAGGUUGGAAAAAUUACAAUUACUGUAGAUUCCUCCCUUCUAAAACUGAGAUUCCAUGAAUUUCAUUUAAUAGAUGGUAAAACUGAAGUUUAAUGAAAAACAAAGAGUCAAUUAGAAGAGAAAUCUAACUUAUCCUUCAGGAAAGUAGGAGGGGAUGGGCAUAUGAGACCAGGGACAGGGUAAUAGAAAAGAGGACAUAUUGGGAGAGAGGGUAGUCAGAAGCAAAACCCUUUUGAGGAGGGAUAAGGUCAAAGGAGAGAGAGAAUAUAAUGAUCCAAGAUAGCUCUGAAGGAUUUAUGCUGGAAAAUGCUGUCUAGGCCCAGAGAAAGAACUGAUUGUGUCUGACUACUGUAGAGUGAAGCACACUUUUUUUUUUUCUUAAACUUUACUUUUCUUGAUUUUGGGGGGG